AUGGAGUGGAAGGUCUGGCUUGUUCCCACUCGGAUACUUACUACUGGCAGAUCUAUAACUCAAUUCAUCUACGUGCAGGAGAUAACUGGAGGGGUCAGCUACAACGCAGCUCUGCAGUGGUCCCAGAUCUUCUUCUCACAGAAGGUCUUCCGUCUACAAGCGAACGUUGACAGUGGGACAGCUUCGCCCGUUGUGGCGCCCCUGUACAUGCUGCUCUGGAGUCUCUUCUUGUUCCUGAUUGGGGCCUCACAGCUUCUGCUAAACAUCAUCGUCUGUUCUGCACGAGGAGGUAGCCGCUAUCGGGAGCCGGUGUCCCCUCCGGCAGGGCCAUUCUUCGUUGCCGUGAGCGGCUCAGGCAUCUCGGCUGGCUGCGUGCUGACCCUCGUAGGCGUUUUCAGCAUGAUUCGAGCCACAUCAUACCUCCUCGCGUCUCCUUCGAGAUUCUUUCAGAGUCCCUUCUACCCGAAGGUCAUGGUGCUGCUGUUCCUGGUCCAGAUCGCGUUGCAGAACGUGGGGCAAGCAGGGUACGCCACUAGUCCAGGCGCAGGCACAACUUACGGGGCCUGUAUGGUCGGCUUGAUGUUUGCUGUGGCGUUCAUGCCGGCAUACCUAGACUGGCUGAUCAGGGAACAGUUCGAGGACUACGAAAAUAGCAGCCAGACAGAAAAUGAAUUGCUAGAUUCUGUGAUCGCUAAGCCUGAGCAUGCAAAGGAUAAGCACGUACCGUGA
Molecule: messenger RNA, 729 nt
Organism: Klebsormidium nitens
Lineage: Eukaryota; Viridiplantae; Streptophyta; Klebsormidiophyceae; Klebsormidiales; Klebsormidiaceae
Source: the annotation of a GenBank genome assembly